Dentiscutata erythropus is the source of this 277-nucleotide messenger RNA. The record is from the annotation of a GenBank genome assembly. NCBI's taxonomy places the organism in Eukaryota, Fungi, Glomeromycota, Glomeromycetes, Diversisporales, Gigasporaceae.
AUGAAGUACAAAGAGAUCCCCAAUUUUAUUUUCUUAAUCACAUUAAGUUUUAUAAUCAUCGGAUUCAUUGCUUCGAUAUCAGCCAAACCUUUAUCUUUCGAUAUCGAAGAAGUCACUUCCUCAAUUCAACCAUCUAAACGCGAUAUCUAUGAUAAGCGCUCUGAAGACUUUAAAAGAGAUUAUGAUGGCGAUGAUAGCGAUGAUAGCGAUGAUGGAUACGAAAAACGUCAUUUAAUUUCCAAAGUAAAAAGAGAUUAUGGGUAUAAUCAUUAUCACG